GGCCGUGUCGUCUGUGCUCCCUCUCUAGCUAGUCUCCGAUGGGCGACUCCGAAGCCUCACCGAUCGCUCCCUACCCCUCCGAUGGUCGGCCCUCCUUGACGCAACUGGCCAGUUCGGAGACACUUGCAGCCGGCGCGCCGCCGGAAUACCCGCGGCGGCCCGUCGAGCCCGACUGCUCCUACUACGUCAAGUUUGGGAGCUGCGGGUACGGGACGAGCUGCUGGUUCAAUCACCCUCCCAAGCCCGCCGGCUCCAGCAGGUGCGGCGAGAUCAAGCCGGAGUACCCGCGGCGGCCCGGGGAGCCCGACUGCUCCUACUACGUCAAGUUCGGGAGCUGCGGGUACGGGAUGAGCUGCAUGUUCAAUCACCCUCCCGAGACCUACAGGCUGGCCGCCAAUGCGGCUGGAGGUAGCAGCAGCAGAAGCGGCUGCGAAGCAUCUUCGUCGGAGCAGUACAAACAGUAUUCUUCGAGGAAAGCUUGCAAAUACAACCCCCAUGGAGGACAAACCGAAGUUGAACAAGUGAAGCUAAACCUCCUUGGACUUCCACUUCGUCCAGGUAUAGGACUAUGUUCAUACUAUAUGCAUCGAGGAAUAUGCAAAUUUGGCAUCAAUUGCAAGUUUCACCACCCAGAUCGAGAAUCAGAACAUGCGAGUUGGAAUGCUUCGUGGCAGGUUAUUCAAGGAUCAUCUCAACUGAACUUUUCAUCAGAGCUUGUCCAACGAGCACUAAAUGGGCAAUCUGUUCCCAUAGCUACAUCACCAACUAAUGGAACAUUAGAAAUUAUUCCAACUCAAGGAGACUAUCUGUGUGCAAAAUGGAGUGGAUACCAGCAUCGAGAUUCAUGUUUCGAGACUGCUAAGCGAGUCCAGUACACACGGGAUCAACUUCUUGAACUGCGUGAGGUACAAACUCAGUCAUGUAAUCGCUAUGAUAGGACUGACAGCUGUGUCUGGCGUUCACGGUCUUCACAAAUUCCUGUGGUUGCUAGUGAAGAGAAAUCUUGGGACAACAUCUAUGAAGCGCAAGAAUCCUAUGCUCCAAGUGGCAAGCAAGAGCAAUUAAAUAAGCAUGACCAAUUAAACUUUCAGCUUGAUUCUAACGCUCAGGUUUACAUCCCUUGGUCAAUCCAAAGAGGCAAUCUCUCUGACAGAGAUGGAGUUCUUAUGGCGGUGAAAGGUACACUGGACAAAUUGACACCAGAGAAGUUUGAUCUUGUAAAGGACAGGUUAAUAGAAGCAGGAAUCACUAGAGAUGAUAUUUUGGAGGAUGUUAUUACUGUUAUGUUUGAGAAGGCUGUUUCUGAGCCCACCUUCUGUCCGACGUAUGCUCAACUUUGUUCUUAUCUCAAUAAGAAGCUCCCAUCAUCCCCUCCAGAAGAACCUGAUGGUAAAGAGAUUGCGUUCGCAAGUGUACUGCUCAGUAAUUGUCAUGAAGUAUUUAAAGGUGCUGGCAAUCUAUGUGCCGAGAUUGAUAGAAUGACUGGUCCAGACCAAGAGAUGGAGACACAGAAUAAACAAAUAAUGCUAAUGAAGCUGCGAACACUUGGAAACAUUCGCCUUAUUGGUGAGCUCCUCAAGCAAAAAAUUGUCAUAGAGAGGAUUGUACAGCACACGGUUCAGAUGGAUGAAAACAUGCAAGGAAAACCAGAUUGGGAUACUUUUGCUACUAAAGUUUUUUGUGAUAUUUGUACCGAUGAGGUUUUAGCUGGAAAUCGACCAACCGAGCAUUUGAAUGCUAUUGGGUAUGACAACUUAUACACCAAGUUCAAUGAAAAAACAAAAAAAGGUUACAAUCAUGAGCAAUUUAAAAGUAAGUGGGAGUCAUUGAAGAAAGACUACCAGACAUGGAAGGCAUUGAUGGAUAGUGAAGAUGAUCUUGGGCAGGAUCCUAAAAUGAAUACAAUAUCUGCAAGCCCAGAAUGGUGGGCGAAAAAGAUGGAGGCAAUGCCGGAUUGUGGCAAGUUCCGUUCUGCACCACUCGAGAAUGUUGAUCUUCUAAAUAUAAUGUUCGAGGAUAUGCUGGAUUCAAGUUCAACAACACCUGAAGUUAAUUUGGCAGUCAAUACAACUAUCGAAAGUGAGCAUGGUGCUAGAGAUGGAAAUGAUAUGCGCAUCAUUGAUAAGGAUGUUAAUGAGCAAUCUAAAGAGGCAAUGUUACAAAAAUCUUGUAACAAAGAAUCUAACUCAACGAAGCCCAAUACCAUUUGCGUGCAUGAUCAUCUUGUUAACUUAGAUGAGAAUGUGAACCCUGGAAAAUCUGCAACAUCUAUGAGGAUCGAUCGAGUAGGAAGCAAUAUUUCUGAGAUCAUGGAGUUAGUUGUAGAUGCUGGAGUCGAGGAGGGCACUGAUGAACAUUUCAUUGCUACCGAAUUAUUUAUUAGACCAGAAUAUCGUGAAAUGUUUCUUACCCUAAAGACCCCUCGAGGAAGAAUUGGGUGGCUUAAAAAGAUGUGCCAAGUGAAGAAAUAGCAUUAGGAUCCUAGAUCAAGUGUAGCUGAUGUUAAAUCUCUAAAAAACAAUUUGUGCCUGUUGUUAUCAUGAGACCAUUUAAAAGUUAUGUACUAAUUUAAUGCUACUUUAUUUUA
This is a messenger RNA of Lolium rigidum, 2587 nucleotides long. Its product is annotated as zinc finger CCCH domain-containing protein 43-like. Gene Ontology annotation, cellular component: eukaryotic translation initiation factor 4F complex. NCBI's taxonomy places the organism in Eukaryota, Viridiplantae, Streptophyta, Magnoliopsida, Poales, Poaceae. Gene Ontology annotation, molecular function: protein binding; translation initiation factor activity; mRNA binding. The coding region runs from base 39 to 2471 and encodes 810 amino acids. The record is from RefSeq and is a predicted model, not a curated record. The transcript is spliced from 11 exons.